Messenger RNA from Cylicocyclus nassatus, 4972 nucleotides. The record is from the annotation of a GenBank genome assembly. Lineage: Eukaryota; Metazoa; Nematoda; Chromadorea; Rhabditida; Strongylidae.
AGUUCCGUAAACGGGCAUGAUAAUUGCGGUGGCCCUCGUGGCCUUGAUUCCGCUCUUGCCCUGCGUCGUCACGCAAGAGUCGACGACCGAGCUUUUCAAGGAGGAACCCAUCGCGACCACGAAUGAGGCACCGAUUCUGCCCACGCUUCCCACUACCACUACGGAAGCACCGAAAACUUAUGCCGGAACUUAUAUGGUCGUCGCUCCAGCCGUCGUUCGACCUGGGUUACCAUAUGCGGUAUCCUUUAACAUUCUGAAAAGUCCAGAAGAGGAUCAUAUCGUACGGGUACAAAUACGAACGGAACAAAACGAUACCGUUGCAACAAGGGUUGUGAAGAAUGUGCGGCAGGGUGUUCCACAAACCGUCACCAUCGACACAGUCUCUGCCGAUCUGUCACCAGCCAUGAAUUAUAAAGUGUACGUUCGAGGUGAGACGCUGAAUUCACAAGUGCUUUUUGAAGAGGAGAAGUCUGUACAGUAUAACCAAAAAAGUCUCUCCAUCUUUGUGCAGACUGACAAAGCUAUCUAUAAACCAGGAUCAGUGGUGAAAUAUCGAGUCAUUGUGGUUUCGCCAUCGCUUACCCCGUACAAGGACACAGUCUCAGUCAAGAUCUACGAUCCAAAUCAAAACGUGAUUAGUCAAUAUCUCGACAAGCCGCUGACAAAAGGAGUAUUCUCAUCUGAACUCGAAUUGGCAUCCGAGCCUCCACUUGGAGAAUGGCAGAUACAAGUUGAGACUGCUAACAAGCUGAAAUAUAUGAAGACCUUCUCUGUUGAAAAGUACGUGUUGCCGAAAUUCGAAGUGAAUAUCAAGACGCCACCAUUUAUUACGGUCAACGACGAUCUUUCUAUACUUGUUGAUGCCAAGUAUACCUAUGGAAAAGGAGUUGCCGGUAAAGCUAAGGUUACUUUGGAGCUGCCUUGGCAUCGAUGGCACCCGAUACCCAAACCUAUUAUUGUCAACGAUGACGGAACGACCUCUCAGGUCGAAGAGGAGUCACAAAUAGAAAGGACUGUGAAGUUGAAUAAUAUGGGUGAAGCGACAGUGAUUUUCACGAAUGAGGAAAUGAAGAAGCAUAAAUUAGUGCAGGAUUUCGGAGGAGGUAGCAUACGAAUAAUCGCAACCGUCACUGAGGAUCUGACAGACAUCCAGCGCAAUGGAACACAACAUAUCUCCACGCAUCGCUAUGAUGUAAAAUUAGACAUUGAAAAACAAGGAGAUACCUUCAAACCCGGUCUUACUUACAAUGUUGUCGUUGCCCUGAAGCAGAUGGAUGACACACCAGUGAAGGCCACUGUUCCUCGAAGAGUGCAGGUUACAACGUUCUACAACUACCCGUUCAACCCAGACGCGCCAACACAGCACGAGGACAAGGAAGUGAAGAUUGUCGAUUUAGACGCUCAUGGCACUACGGUGCUGGCUGUUCAACCUCCCUUGAAUUGUACCAGUGCCAGAAUAGAGGCACAUUACGAUCGAACUGGCAAAGAUAAUUUCACAAACGCUGUGAUCUACAGCAGUCUCUAUGUUGAAGCCGGCAAGUCACCAUCGAAUUCUUACCUGCAGCUUAUUGCUGACAAUGAGGGAGCCGUUGACGUCGGCAAGACGCUCUCAUUCUCUGUGAAAGCUACUGAAAACUUACCAGUGCUUACAUAUCAGGUUAUGUCUCGUGGAGCCAUUGUGCUUUCGAAAGAAAUGCCUGUAAAUUCUGACCACACAACAAUCUCCUUUACGGCAACUAACGAUAUGGCUCCAAAAUCUCGUUUGAUUGUGUAUGCAAUUCGAUCUAGCAACCAGGAAAUUCUCGUUGACGCCACUGACUUCAAAGUUGAUGGUCUCUUCCGGAAUAAUGUGACACUGUCAAUCGAUAAGACCACUGUUGAACCAGGGGAGCCAGUGUCCUUCAAGGUAACGGCUGAUCCGGAUUCUUACGUAGGCCUGUUAGCGGUCGACCAGUCGGUGCUUCUUUUGAAGUCUGGAAAUGAUAUCACUCCACAACUGGUGGAAUCGGACAUUGAAGAAUACGACACUACUGGUUACAGUGGCGGUGGCUUCCGCCCAUGGGAAGGAGCUGUCGAAAGGAGGAGAAGAAAGAGGUCGAUCUGGAAUCCUUGGUGGGGUGUUGGAGGUAAAGACGCAGCCAGCAUUUUUGAUAACGCUGGGCUGAUUGUUUUGACAGACGCAUACUUAUAUCGACAACCGGAACCUCAAAGAAUCCGCUUCAAAAUGCGUCGACCUGCUUUUGCAAAAAGUCUUGCCCUUCCUGCUCCAAUCAGUUUCGCUGCGAAUCCAAUGAGACCUCCACCACCAAUGAUUGCUCCUGCACCUUUGCCAACUUCGCCUGCUGUCAAAGUUCUUGUCGAAGUCAGCUUCGCUGCUGCUGGCGCAGGUGAUAUGGCGGCUGCUGCUGCGAUGCCUGCACCUAUGCCUGAACCUAUGGCUGCGCCCAUGGCGCCAGCGGAAAAUGGUGCAUUCUCUUCAGCGCCUGUUCGGGUUCGCACUGAGUUUCCCGAGACUUGGAUCGCCAUAGAUUCCAGUACAGACGCCAAUGGAGAAGCUGUGUAUCAGUCGAAGGUACCAGAUACGAUCACUUCUUGGGUAGCAAGUGCUUUUGCUAUUAAUGACAAUUCCGGGCUGGGAGUGGCACCCACUACCUCAAAGCUUCGUGUCUUCCGUCCUUUCUUCAUUCGUCUCAAUUUGCCGUACUCAGUGAAAAGAGGAGAAAAGUUUGCUCUGCAAGUUCUGGUGUUCAAUUACAUGGAAAAGGAACAAGAUGUAACGGUCACACUCAAGCAUGAUGAUGAAUCAGGUUUCGACUUUCUGAACAAAGAUGGAAGCAUCAGAAAGAGUCGCGAUGCUGAUGAAGGAACCUAUAAUAUGCGGGUACUCUCUGUUCCUGGAGGUGGCGUUUCGAAGGCCGUCUACUUCCCCAUUGUCCCGAAUGAAAUCGGCAUGGUAAAGCUGACAGUACAAGCGCAGGCUUCGCAAGCCAGUGACGGUGUCGAAGAGCCACUGAGGGUUGAACCUGAGGGUUACCGUGUGGAUCGCAACGUUCCUGUGGUGAUAGAUCUCAGCAAUGGUACAGGUUUUGAAAAGACCGUGCAGCUACUGUGGCCUAGCGAUGUUGUGGAAGGGUCGCAGAAGGCACGAUUUGAGGUUGUCGGUGAUAUCAUGGGUCCAGUACUGUCAAAUAUCGAAGGACUCGUACGAAUGCCAUAUGGUUGCGGUGAACAGAAUAUGCUAAACUUUGUGCCAAACAUUGUCGUGCUACGAUACCUAAAAGCAACAAAUCGUGCUGAACCUGCAAUUGAAGGAAAAGCUGUGAAGUUUAUGGAAGCUGGCUAUCAGCGAGAGCUAACAUACAGGCGAUCCGAUAACUCCUUCUCUGCCUUCGGUGAAAGCGACAAAUUCGGUUCCACAUGGCUGACCGCAUUCGUUGUGCGAUCGUUCGCUCAGGCCCGUUCUUACAUCUUCGUCGAUCCUACCGUACUGACCAAGAGCAUAGCUUUUCUUAAUGGACAACAAAUGGAAACUGGCGCAUUUGCUGAGCACGGCGAAGUGCAUCACAAAGACAUGCAAGGUGGUGCCAGUGAAGGAGGUCUUGGCCUGACAGCCUACGUUGUGGUGGCUCUUCUCGAGAAUGGAAUACGAAAUGACAAUGCGAUUGCAUUCUUGGAGAAACAUCUCGAAGAUAUGAAGGAUGACCCAUAUGCGUUGGCCGUAACAACUUAUGCACUUCGCCUAGCAAAUAGUGACAAGAAGAAGGAUGCUCUGGAAGCAUUAGAAAAACUUCAGAUUGUUGAUAAAGACGGCACAGUGCACUGGUCGUCUUCAAAAGGCAUUGACAAAUCGAAGGACACCACUCAGUAUUUCUAUCAACCACGACCGGUUGACGUUGAAACUACUGGCUACGUUCUGCUCAGCUACAUGCUCGAUGCUGAAACAGAAAAGGGUCUCCCUCUAGUUCGCUGGCUCACCGCUCAGAGAAACGCCUAUGGUGGCUUCUCAUCCACCCAAGAUACUGUAAUUGCUCUGCAAGCUCUGGGCAGCUAUGCUGAACAUGCAUAUUCGAGCGAUUCGAAUGUGACAGUCACUGUGGGCAACGGAGCUGACAAUCAUGCAUUCGGUGUUUCUGUGAGGAAUGCCAUCGUUCUGCAAAGCUACGAGCUGCCAAAUAUUGAUCAAAACGUCGACAUUAAAGCUACUGGAAAGGGCACAGUCUUCGCUCAGGUUUCGUACUCCUACCAUCGCAACUCUCUUCGUGACGACUCACCAUUCUUCUGCUCAAAGGACCUGAAAGAAUUACGCAAUGGCAACAGGAUGCAGUUGGAUCUUUGUUGCAACUACACACGAAGUGCAGGCAAGUCCAAUAUGGCAGUGGCAGAAGUGGAAGCUCUGACAGGAUACAAAUUCGAUGAAGAAGAGAUGGGUAAGCUUACGGGAAUUUCCGAUUUGCAACGAGUUGAGCUUGACCGUGACGACACGAAGAUGAACAUCUAUUUCAAUCCGCUCGGCGGCACACCCGUUUGCUUGUCAUUGUAUUCCGAUAUGACAUACUAUGUUGCCGAUCAGAAGCCAGCGCAAAUGGUUCUAUUCGAUUACUAUAACCCAGAGGAACAGAUGAAGUCUUCGUACGCGGCGAAACAGACUCGAUCGCUGACCGAUGCCUGUCCCGACUGCUGGCCCACGGGUGAACCGCAGAGCCCGACUCCAACGAGGGGUCACUCAAGUAGCACGACACCCACGACCACCGAAUGACAACGAUGAUCGACGAUGGUCGCGGCAAAUGAAGAAUGACGAAAUGUAAUAAUGUGGCAAUAUACAUAAAUGUGAAUAUUUCUGUGUUUUUAUGAGCAUUAUUCGCCUGGUCUGAAGUUCUGCUUGUCAGCAAAGCUGUCGACAAAAUCAUUUAGAGUUGCUGAUGUAUGUAAUUUAUGUUUAUUGCGGAGUGAGUGAACAGCUUAAAAGCCAUUA